CCGUUGCCUUCCUUUGUUUUGUAGAGCAAAGUUUCCACGUACGAUGAACACCUGGGCAAUGCUGAUGAUCUUGGUUCUUGUUUUGGCGCCGUUCCAUUUGUGGCUGACGCGGAAUGACUUGGUGGACUUUCACCGGUGGAUGUGCAAGUGGAUGCAAGAAGAUGCCAGCAUCGACUUUUUGAAAGAAGCACGGGUUGAGGAAGAGAUGGCCAAGCUUCGCAAGAGGAACUUCAACUUAUUCAUGCGUUGCACUUGUCAUUUGGAUUUCAUACUUUGCAUUCUCAUGUUUUACCAAGCUUGGGCAACCCCUGGGCUUGACUCCUCGGUGUGGGCGACUUAUUGCGUGGUGUGCUACGCAUUUUGCACCGCGGCGGAGUCGAUCGAGCUGACCGAGCGGUUCACCUACUUUUGCCAUUUCGCCGCACUUGCAGCCUUUAUCUCUACGGCUUGGUCAAGUGCUUGGGUGCGAUCGACGAUGCAAGGCUUUCACUCUGCAGUACGCUUCUGCCUGGUGCUAGUGCUUUUGGAUCCCAAGAUUACCGUCCCUUUCCAAGUGCUUUACACCCUUGUCGAGGUGAUUCUACAUGUUUGUGUGAUGGAGGAGGGGGAUUUCUGGAUGCAACUGGCAUCCUUCAGCUCUGGGCAGCUCUUUGUUUUGGUGCAAACCAUUGCUUCCUCGAUUUUCAUCGAUCUGUGUCUUCGUGGGCGUAUCGAUGCACAGCUGGACACAGCAGAAGCGGAGUCCUUGCUUUGUGGUUUCCGAAGGGUCCUGAGAGGUGUUUGUGAUGGUGAUGUGCUCUUGGACAACCACAUGAAUGUGGCCCAGGAGAGCCACUGCUUGAAACAUCUCAUUCUCACGGAUGUGAGCCUCAAAGGCAAGUCCUUUGAACACUUGUUGGUUGAUGACGAGCAACUGGUUCGCUUUCGUGAGUUUAUUGAGGCUUCGAACGAGGCUUUUCAGGCACCAGACUCCAAGGGUGCUGCACCUCCGCUGUGCUUGCGGGUGUCUCUUCGUGAUGCUGGAGGUAUACGGGUGGCCACAGAUAUUUACCACGUGCCUGUUCCAGGCAUUUUUGGCGCACAUGAUUUGUAUCAUCUUCUCGCGUUUAAAGAAGAUCCUGAGUCCCGGCCACAACCUGAAGCUGGGGGAGAUGCAGUACCUUCAGUACUUUUGCCUACUUGGAAUCCAAGUGACAAUGCACAGUCGCGCAGAGACUCCAAGUCGAUGCUUUCUGAAAGCACUGGAAGAAGUUCUCAGCUUCCUUUUUGUGCUGAAUUGAAGGAGAUGUCCUUGCUCCUGGAUGUGGACUCGGAGCUCCAGGAUGUUAUUGAGGCACAUCUGCACUUUGAGCGAGAUCAGCAGCCCCGAGACCUUCCUUCUGCCUUGCACUCGACCAUGCCCAGUUUGCGUAAACUGGUGAAACCCACUGACUGGGAGAAGGUCCGGUCAAAAGCCAUAACAUUUGUGGAGAGGGCGCUCAGGGAUCCGAACCUUCAUCCCCGAGUGCUGAAACAGAUGACUUGGCAACUGCCGCAUUCAUGCCGGGUCAUUGCAGAAGAAGCCGCCUUCAAGAGCUUCCCCAAUGAGGAGUUCCCAGGGAAGAAACUGGUUUGGCUGCACCUGAAAGGUUUUCAACCAGAGAAAUCUCAUUGGCGACCUUUUGGUUUGACUGGAAUCCAAGACACCGGCUCCAGCGGCAUGCCGCUGACACUACGUUCUCGUAGCAAAAGCAAACCAGUCAGACCGCAGUCCCUGACAAACAGGUGAACAAUCUGCUGUCCAUAGUUUCACUCCACUCUGGACGACUCUUCAUCGUAUAGAGAAAACGUCGUCGGCGUCGGCGUCGUCGUCGUCUACGUCGUCUACUUGAAUGUCUAGCGAGCGCAGUGCCUGCCCGAAACGGAACUGGAUUUGGCCUG
Molecule: messenger RNA, 1920 nt
Organism: Durusdinium trenchii
Lineage: Eukaryota; Dinophyceae; Suessiales; Symbiodiniaceae
Source: the annotation of a GenBank genome assembly